Nyctereutes procyonoides (raccoon dog) is the source of this 3019-nucleotide messenger RNA. RefSeq names its product rhotekin (gene RTKN). Gene Ontology annotation, cellular component: actomyosin contractile ring. The coding region runs from base 1329 to 2873 and encodes 514 amino acids. The record is from RefSeq and is a predicted model, not a curated record. The transcript is spliced from 12 exons. Lineage: Eukaryota; Metazoa; Chordata; Mammalia; Carnivora; Canidae. Gene Ontology annotation, biological process: signal transduction; actomyosin contractile ring assembly; mitotic cytokinesis.
GGCAUUAGGACCUGGAUGGCCUAUUUUUGAAGGGUUAGGAAGGGAAACUGUGGGAGAGGGGUAAAGAAAGUCAGUCCUAGCCCAGUGGUGGCCCAGGAAAUAAAUUGUGAAUGGAGAAUGUGCAGGGAGGCUGGAAAAAGCUUUUGAAAGCAGGAAUAUGGGAUGUUCAGAUCUUGGAGACUUGAAGGCUGGAGUCACCAGGGACAGAAGCAAGUGCACAAUGUGAGAGCUGGUGUGAGGGAGAAGACGGGUUUUGGGUGAUCACAUUCACUCCCCUCUUCCAGCUUGGUGCCAUCACUUGGCUUCCUCUCAGAUUAAUCUUAUACUGUAAUGCAGCUUGUCUUCCACCUUCUUUCUGAAGCCUUCCCCAUCAUGUUAGCCAGAAGCAAAAAGGGUCUGUCUCCUGGAGUGUGUUUAUGCCAUGACAUGGCACUUAUGAUACAGCCAUUGAUGUCUGCAUCUCUCACUGUCCAGCUGGAUUUUAAAUCCCUUGAGCAGCACAGAGGUGCUCCAGAGUUUGUUGGGUGAAUGCUAUUUUCUGCCAAAGUGGCAUCAUUUAAAAAGCAUUCUCACCAUUCAUGUAUACUGUGUGCUGGGCAUUGUGCUAGGUGCUUUUUACAUUCCUGACUUACUGAAUGAAUCCUCACAACCCUGGGAUGUGGGGGCUAUUUCCAACUGCAUUUUAUAGAUGAUGAAUCCAAGUCUUAGGAAGGUUGAGCUCAUUUUAAAUCAGUUCUUUCCAGCUUCUCAAGACUGACAGGACUAACGCAGACCCGGGUUUGUCUUAUGUCAAACUGAUGCUCUUCCCCUCCACUGUCUGCCAAGACCUCCAGGGCUCUUUCUGAGUAAAUGUUCCUCAGAAUCCUGGUGCCUCUCUCAGUGCCUAAACCACCGCCCCAUCCUUAUGCACAGCCUAUUUAGCCCCUCACUCCUGACCUGCUUUACCUGCCUUCCCAUCCCUAAUCCUUGCCACUGUCCUCAACCUCCCAAGAUCAGAGAGCCAGUAGGUGGUGGAUCCCCUAAUUUGGAGUGUGUACAGGGUUCUGAGAAGCAUGGGUGAAUGCUAUAGGUGGUAUGCUCCUUCUCCAUAGAUCUCUUGCCAGCUAGAUGUCCCCCCCAUCAUAUGAGUCUUUGGAGUAAACUAGGAUGGUCUUUACUAUCUUGUUCAUUUUCUUUAGUUGGUAGUUCUCAGCCCUGCCUACACCUCAGAAGCACUUGGGGAAUUUUCAAAAAACCACCCACGUUCCACUCUUAGAGAUUCUUACUCUGCAAGUCUGAAGUAGAGCCUGGACACAGAGUUGCAGAGAAAGCUAGACCAUGAGAUCCGGAUGAGGGAAGGGGCCUGCAAGCUGCUGGCGGCCUGCUCCCAGCGAGAACAGGCCCUAGAGGCCACCAAGAGCCUGCUGGUGUGCAAUAGCCGCAUCCUUAGCUACAUGGGCGAGCUGCAGCGGCGGAAAGAAGCACAGGUGCUGGAGAAGACAGGCCGGCGGCCUUCUGACAGUGGGCCGCCUGCUGAACGCUCGCCUUGCCGAGGCCGGGUCUGCAUCUCUGACCUCCGGAUUCCACUCAUGUGGAAGGACACAGAAUAUUUCAAGAACAAAGGCGACUUGCACCGCUGGGCUGUGUUCCUGCUGCUGCAGCUAGGGGAACACAUUCAGGACACAGAAAUGAUCCUGGUGGACAGAACCCUUACAGACAUCUCCUUUCAGAACAACGUGAUCUUCACCGAGGCAGGGCCAGACUUUGAACUGCGACUGGAGCUGUAUGGGGCCUGCAUGGAAGAGGAGGGGGCCCUGGCUGGAGCCCCCAAGAGGCUUGCCACCAAACUCAGCAGCUCCCUAGGCCGCUCCUCAGGGAGGCGUGUCCGGGCAUCGCUGGAGAGUGCUGGAGGUUCAGGAAGCAGUCCCAUUUUGCUUCCCACCCCAGCUGUGGGUGGUCCUCGUUACCACCUGUUGGCUCACACCACACUCACCCUGGCAGCAGUGCAGGAUGGGUUCCGCACGCACGACCUUACCCUCGCCAGCCAUGAGGAGAAUCCCGCCUGGCUUCCCCUUUAUGGUAGCGUGUGUUGUCGCCUGGUGGCUCAGCCUUUCUGCAUGACUCAGCCUACCGCAAAUGGUACCCUCAGGGUACAGCAAGCUGGGGAGCUGCAGGACUGGGCGCGAGUGCAUGGAGUCCUGAAAGGCACAAACCUCUUCUGUUACCGGCAACCUGAAGACGCAGACACUGGGGAAGAGCCGUUGUUUACUAUUGCCAUCAACAAGGAGACUCGAGUGCGGGCAGGGGAGCUGGAGCAGGCUGCAGGCCGGCCCUUCACCCUGAGCAUCAGUAACCGGUAUGGGGAGGACGAGGUGACACACACCCUUCAGACAGAGAGUCGGGGAGCCCUGCACAGCUGGAUGGAAGCUCUGUGGCAGCUUUUCUUUGACAUGAGCCAGUGGAAGCAGUGCUGUGAUGAGAUCAUGAAGAUUGAAACCCCUGUUCCCCGGAAACCAUCCCAAGUACUGGCCAAGCAGGGAUCCUUGUACCAUGAGAUGGCUAUUGAGCCGCUGGAUGACAUCGCAGCGGUGACAGACAUCUUGGCCCAGCGGGAGGGCACAAGGCUGGAGACACCCCCACCCUGGCUAGCAAUGUUUACAGAACAGCCUGCCCUGCCUAGCCCCUGCUCACCUGCCUCAGUGGCCCCAGCCCCAGCUCGGACCUACCCCAUGCCCUGGGGGCGACCCCGAACAUUCUCCCUGGACGCUGUCCCCCCAGACCACUCCCCUAGGGCUUCCCACGCGGUUGCCCCUCUCCCCCAGCAGCGAUCCCCAAGGUCCAGAGGCCUCUUCAGCAAAGGCCCACCCCGCACUUGGCUCCAGUCACCAGUAUGAGACAGAAAGGUGCUUGCAACAGGAUCUGGCCAGAGGAAGAGAGGACCUACAUGCAGUUGGGCUCUGGAUGCGGCGCUGUCAGUAGCAGGUUGGCCAGCUUGGCCUCCCCUUCCUCUGCUGGACUGGGGGAGCAGAAGCCCCUCUUC